Molecule: messenger RNA, 4609 nt
Organism: Sorex araneus (European shrew)
Lineage: Eukaryota; Metazoa; Chordata; Mammalia; Eulipotyphla; Soricidae
Gene: ZNF214
Product: zinc finger protein 214
Exons: 5
Coding region: 457-2259 (600 amino acids)
Biological process (GO): regulation of DNA-templated transcription
Cellular component (GO): nucleus
Source: RefSeq, a predicted model, not a curated record
CAACGCUGCGAGUGUCUACUCCAAGGCCUGAGGCUUCCGCCGGGGUCCAGCCGGGCUGCGGCUAUUGUUCGUGCAGGCCGAGUGUUUUGGCUGUAAGCCAUCAGCGCCUCCGAGACUCACUCGUCCUUCUCAGUACUCCACCUUUCUCCACAAAAGCAGCACACCAGAGGAAGGAUGUUCAUUAUUUUCCUCACAGUUGAUCUCAGAAUGGCACUGGUCCAUAGACUAAAUUAACCACUGAUGUGACAACAUAAGAUAAAGAAAUACUUGGCAUCUUGAUCCCUAACACCACAGGACUUUGUGACCAACAACAUAUACUCUGCCCUAAUAUUGGAUCUAUGGUCUGGUGGACUGAGAAUCACCUGGAGUGUCCCCUGGGCACCUGAGUACCAAUUUGGAGUCCCCUCAUACUCCAAUGAAUCAGAGUUCUUCUUGGAAAGCUUGACCUUUGACCAGAUGGCAGUAACUUUUGAAGAUGUGACUGUUGAAUUUACUUGGGAUGAAUGGAAAUUCCUGGAUUCCUCUCAAAGAAAGCUCUACAGAGAGGUCAUGUGGGAGAACUACACAAAUGUCAUGUCCAUAGAAAACUGGAAAGAAAACUGCAAAGCACAAGAACAAAGAGUUGGAUAUUUAGAACAUGAAAAUAUUUCCUUUUGGCAAGGCUGGAGAAAUGCUAGCACUCAGAAAUAUGAGAAUCAGAACUACAUGGAAACUGCCCAUGAGGUGAAGUCCAGAGACGUAAAGCCGCAGGACCUUUCCCAGCAUCAAGAGUGGUUAAAACUGUCACAGGUACCAGGGUAUCAUAACUAUGAACUAAAUUUUGAAGGCAAAAGUCCCAGGAACUUGAAAUUUACAAAGUUUAUACCUUGGCAAUCCCUAGAAUUAAAACCCUCUCAAGACUAUGUUAGAGAAAUGUAUGUGAAUGAUUCACAUGGUUUUCAAGGAAGUAGAUGUCAUGUUGGCAUAUCAUGGAAAAAUUUAACAGUAGAAAAAGAACAGAAGCUCAUAGCUAACCAUUCUUAUAUCCCAGUGGAGGGGGCCCUUUCAAACUACAUUGGACACACAUGCCUAAAUGACUUGCUGAAAGACUCUAUGGGAAAGAAAUAUUGUGCCUGUAAAAAAUGUAAAGAAAUAUAUUAUUGGAACUCACAAUGUUUUCUUCACAAAAGAAAUAAACUUGGAGAAAAGUUUUAUCAGUGUUCAAUCAGCACAAGAUGCUUCUCUCAGAGAUCAGACCUAUAUAGACAUCCACAAGUCCAUGUAGGCAAAAGGCUUUAUGGAUGUGAAGAGUUUUGCAGUAACUUUAGUCAGAGUGUAGGUGUUCACUUUCGACACAGAGCCCACAUGGGGGAAGUACCUUUUAUCUGUAAAGUGUGUGGUGAGAGCUUCGGUCAGAUCUCUAAUCUCCACAAUCAUCAAAGAGUCCACACAGAAGAGAAAAUCUAUAAAUUUGCGUCUGGUAAGGACCUCAGUAGAAAUCCAUUACUUCACAUUCACCAGAAACUUCAUGCAGAAGAAAAGCCUUUUAAAUGUGAUCAAUGUGGUAAGACUUUUAGUCGGAGUUCCGUGCUUCAUGUUCAUCAGAGAGUUCACACAGGAGAGAAGCCAUAUAAGUGUGAUGCGUGUGGUAAGGGCUUCAGUCAGAGCUCAAAUCUUCGAAUCCAUCAGUUAGUCCAUACAGGAGAAAAGUCUUACAAGUGUGAUGACUGUGGCAAGGGCUUUACCCAGCGCUCCAAUCUUCAAAUUCAUCAGAGAGUGCAUACAGGAGAGAAACCCUACAAAUGUGACAACUGUGGGAAGGACUUUAGUCACAGCUCAGAUCUUCGUAUUCAUCAGAGGGUUCAUACAGGUGAGAAACCCUAUACUUGCCAUGAAUGUGGGAAAGGCUUCAGCAAGAGUUCAAAGCUGCUUACUCAUCAAAGAGUGCAUACUGGAGAGAGACCCUAUAAAUGUGAGCAGUGUGGGAAGGGAUUCAGUCAACGUUCACAUCUUCUCAUUCAUCAGCGAGUUCAUACAGGAGAAAAACCCUAUAAAUGUGAUGACUGUGGAAAAGACUUUAGCCACAGCUCUAAUCUUCACAUUCACCAGAGGGUGCACACAGGAGAGAAGCCUUAUCAAUGUGCUGUCUGUAGUAGAGGGUUCAGUCAUAGCUCAGCUCUUCGGAUUCAUCAGAGAGUCCAUUCAGGAGAGAAACCUCAUAAAUGCCAUGAAUAUUAUAAGGGAUUUGAUCAGAAUUCACAAUUUCACAAUAAUUACUGAAACAAAACCUUUUUUAUUUCAGUUUAUCAAUAAGCUUUCAUCAAAGCUUAAUCUUAAACCUAAUAAAUGCUUCUAGAAGGAAAAUUUUAUAAAUAAGCAAAUCCAAGAAAUGUUUGUAACUUUCACUAAGAAUUAGUUAUUUCCAGAGGAGACUUUUAUGAGUAUUCCUAUAUAUUUAAAUUUAAAGUGUAUUUUCUGUUUCUACUAUAAAUAAUAUAUAUGCAUUAUAAGAGAUAAUAACAGGAGAAAAUUUCAUUGUAUUUUUACUCUUUUUUGGGUAAUUUUCAUGUGCAUGAAAUCUUCUGUAUUCUGUAUUCAACUUCUGUAUUUUCACUGAAUUCAAAUUUUACUUGGAGUUGAAAAUGACUAGCUAUUUAUGCAAUGCAUCUUUAAUCCCCCAUAAGGAUCCUAGGAAGCCAAAGGGGAAAAAAUGAGAACAAUUGACUACAACAGUAGACAAUCUGUUGUUCAAUUAAAGGAAUUGUUGGGCCAAUAGAAUUAAAUUGCUUAUGACAAAAGAUAGGAAAUCACUGUGUGAGCCUCUCUCCGAGAUAGAGUAUCUUAGAGCUCUUCUUAGCUAUCAGCUAUAAAACUCAGGAACCUCGUAUUGUUGAAGAGGCCCCACACUUUGAUGAAUACAGGGGACUCUUGCCUACCCAGUUUUCCACAUAUGUUCACAGAUUUAGAUACCAACAAGACUUAAAAAAUUUAGUUUUUCUCUUUUUUUGAGGGGUAGGGCGCACCCAGUGAUGCUCAGGGGUUACUUCUGGUUCUAUACUCAGGAAUUACUCCUGGCUGUGUUCAGAGGAACUUACAGGCUGCCAGGGAUCCAGCCAGGGUUGACCACAUGCACGGCAAAUGCCCUACCCAUUGUACUAUCAUCCCAUCCACAAGUUAUUUUUGUUUUGUUUGUGGGCCACACCUUGAAAUAUUCAGGGCUUACUCAUGGCUCUGUGCUUAGGGGUCACUCCUACUGGUGGUUGGGGGACCAUAUGGGUUGUUGGGGGUCAAACCCAGUUGGUUGCACACAAGGCAAACAUCCUACCAGCUGGAUAUAGUUUUUCUAGAUAGUAUGUGAUGUAUGUGAACAAACGCUUAUAAGAGUGAAAGCUAGUAACUGAAAGUUCUCUGAUAGUUCAGAAUUAGAGUUAUGAACAAUAGAAUUUGAUUCAAUCUCAAUAGAAUAUAGUGGUAACAGAUAUAACUGCUAGGAUCGGAGUUGAACUUAAGAGCUGUGUAUAAAACGUGAACCUCUAUGCUAGUGAUGUAAGGAGAAUUUGUGCAUUAUAAAAAUGGACUCAAAUUAGGAAGAAUAAAACCUAGUCAUUGAUAUGCAAAUAUAUUUAGAUUUCUCUUCCCAAUAGACAUGACUAAGGGAUUGUAAAACCAAAGAAAGGAUUAUCAUUGUAAAGAAUUAGAAAUGUAUAGCCCUGAAAAAUUGCUAAUUCAGCCUCCUCAAGUUUUCAACCCCAAACCCAACAAGAAACCCAAUGUUUUUAACAUAACAGAAAACCUGAAAAAUAAAUGUUGAAAAAUAAAAUUAAGCAUUCAUCUCACAUAUGAACUGAUCUGAGCACAAGUUACCAAGUUUUUAAAUGACAAAGAACAUCAAUAGAUUAAAACAAUAAAAUAACCACUUCACAAAAUUUAAUAGCUAUUUUCAGUGAGAUUACUGAGUAAAGGAUUCAUGACUAUUUCAAAAUAAACUGACAUGUUUUGGAAAAACAAUUUGGUCAAUUAUAAGCCUUAAAAUUGUUCAUACUUAUUUUUUUGGGGGGAGGGGAUCACACGGAUCACACCUGGUGAUGCUUAGGUCUUACUCCUAGCCCUGUGCUCAGAAAUUACCUCUGGCAGUGCUUGGGGAACCAUAUGGAAUUUUGAGGAUUGAGCCUGGGUUGGCUGCAUGCAAGGCAAACUCCCUCCCCACUGUCCUAUUGCUCCAGCCCCUUUUCAUGCUUAUUCUUAAAAUGGUGUCAAUCUGUGUCCAGUGGAAAUAGUUACAGUAUUGGGGCCUUAUGUUUGCAAAGAACAAAGAUGCACUUAUGUAUAUAAUGAAGUUAUGUAAUUAUUUUUCAGUCUUACAAAAAUACAGACAGAAGAGACCAUCUGAGAAUUGCUCUAGGAAGCCUGAGUGAGACCGAUCUUGCAUUUUUUAAAUUGAAACACUCUGAGAUAGACCCAUAAAAAGCUGUUCAUGAUUAGGCUUCAGUCACACAGUGUUUCAACGCCCAUUCCUCCACCAUUGUACAUUUCCCAAUACCAGUGUCCCCAGUUUCGCUUCCAUCACCACCCCUAUCCUCACCUGCCUCUAUGGCAGUCUCUCUCUCUGUCUCUCUCUCUCUUUUCUCCC